This is a messenger RNA of Bipolaris victoriae FI3, 3213 nucleotides long. Its product is annotated as glycoside hydrolase family 18 protein. Gene Ontology annotation, molecular function: chitin binding. Lineage: Eukaryota; Fungi; Ascomycota; Dothideomycetes; Pleosporales; Pleosporaceae. Bases 1 to 3213 code for a protein of 1070 amino acids. The transcript has 6 exons. Gene Ontology annotation, biological process: carbohydrate metabolic process. The record is from RefSeq and is a predicted model, not a curated record.
AUGCGUCUUCUUGUCGUCGCCCUGCUUGCGCUGCUGGUGGGUUGCUUCGCUAGCAGCUCUCACUCCAUCGACGUCUCACCCGCCCUCGAGAUCAUCGAGGGCUACUUCCACGAUCACUCCAUCAUCGGCCGUGAUGCUACCAAAUGUAGUGUAUCACAGCCCUGUAUCGACGGUGUCUGCUGCAAUGGUCAAGGUUAUUGCGAUCCCCAUACUGCCAAACGCCGCAUCACAUACUAUGCAGCAUCCAACAUCCGCCGCCGUGCCUGCGAGCAGAUCUGGCCUGUCCGCUUGAACACCACUGGUUUCACUCACAUUGUCCUCGGUUUCGCUGUCUUCGAUCCGAAGACUUUCGCGGUUGGCAUGCAGCACCCUGACGAUGGAGAGAUUUAUAAACAGUUUCUCCGUUUACCCGAUAACGUUCGGAAGGGAUUGGCCAUCGGUGGUUGGGAAAUGUCAAACGAGGGACCGACGCGCACUGCCUGGUCUGACAUGUCGAGUACCAAAUCCAACCGCAAGGCUUUCAUUGACUCGCUCAAAAAGUUUCUCGACACUUGGAAGUUCACUGGCAUUGAGAUUCAUUGGGAGUGGCCUGGUGCGUCAAAUCGCGGCGGCAACCCAGCCGAUACUCAGAAUCAGGUCGACCUGGUUCACGAGCUGCGUGAAUGCUUCGGCAAGGAUUUUACCAUCUCCGUUGUUCUUCCGGGCCAAAAUGGAUAUCUUAAGAACAUCGCCCCGUUGAAGAUGCAAAACGUCGUCGAUUGGUUCACGGUCUUGACUUACGACUUUCAUGGGCCUUGGGACGCCUUUAUCGACGGUUUGGGACCCAAGAUCAAGCCACACACUGAUCUUGCUGAGAUAAACUCUACCCUCAGCCUGCUAUCAUCUGCCAGUCUCGAUCCUGCCAAAAUCAACAUGGGUCUCGCAAAUUACGGACGUGGUUUUACUGUCGCCAACCAGACUUGCAAGUACUACGGCUGUGGGUUCACCGGCCCAAGCAAAGCUGGUAGCUGCACAAGGGAAGACGGCCUCCUCAGCGCUUGCGAGAUUUCAAGGAUCAUUCGGGAGAGGAAUUUGACACCUCAGGUCAUUUACGGUGGUGCAGGCGUCAAGGAGAUCUCUUGGGAUGAUCAGUGGAUUGGAUACGACGACAAUGACACACUCGCGGCGAAGCUGGGCCUGGCAAACAAGCGCUGCCUCGGAGGCACUUCUCUUUGGGCCAUUGAGCACGAUUACUGCGAUGGAGGAGUCGGCGGGCCACAAGCGCCCCAAAAUCCAGCCCAACCUACCCAGCCUCCCACCUUCUUCUCCGUCUGGUAUUCCGUCCCCUGUUCAGCCUGGCAUCCCAUCUUCCGCCCCACCAGGUUCAUCCGCUCAACCUGGCCUUUCACCGUCUGCUCCAACAUCGUCCGCAAAUCCUGCGCAAUCUUCUCUACCAUCAUCGAUUGUCUCCACGCAGGUGCAGAUACCAGGACCAAUAUCGCCAUUGCCAUCUCUGUCUCCUUCUCCAGCUCCGUCUUUAGCUCCAGCUCCAUCGUUGUCUCCACUGCCAUUACCAUUGCCAUCUUUAUCGGCAUCACCAUCUCAGAGUCAGCCUCCAUCCCAGUCUGGAUCGCAUUCGACUGCAUGGACAGCAACUGGAUCUACCGCUGGGUGUUCCCGAGGCCCAUCGAUGUGCAGCCGCCCCACGAAUGUCUACUCCCUGAGAACAUCAACUGGUGUCGGGCUUGGUGGUGGGGUUUCCCUGGAAACAUCGAGCACCAUAACGGUGAUCCGGAUUCGCACUCGGACAGUGAUCCAGACUGUAAGCCAAACGACUGCGUUGCUGAGUGUGCGAUAUGGCGUACUGUCACGUUCUUCAUGUUCAAGCGGCCAGUCUGCCCAUGCGUUCCCAAGAAGUGCGACAAAGAUGGUGAGAGCGACAGUCCCAGCGACAGCGACCGUGACGAUCCCAAGGUCAAGCCUAAGCCAACAUCUCGUCCAAAGGAGAAGAAUCCAAAGUGUAAGCUCCUCGGUUGUGGCUGCGGCUGGAUGGGCCUUUCCUUUGGACCUGGAUGCCCUGGACUCGAGAUCGAAAUCACUUCUCCCUGUGGUCUUUUCGGAUGUAAUCCUUGUGUUUUCUUCGGAUGCCCUGGCACACAGCCCUCAGGUCUUAUCGGUUACGAUGGAUACUGUCCUGGAGGUGGAUGCGAACCUUGUCCUCCAGAACUUUGCAGUCGCCCUGGCUGUACGAUCUCUGGUGGUUGUGGACCCAAGCCUGGACCAGCACCGACGAAGCCACCGAAUCGUCCUGAUCCGGAAGACUGCGACGACAGCAAGAGGACGGUCAUCACUGAACGCUUCGUGUGGUGCACCGAAGGAUACAAUGUCUCUGCCCUUCCAUCGAGCCUUCGAGGAACUUCUUCGACAAUGGUUUCUUCGCUCUGCUUGCCAAUGAUCGAUGCCACAGUGACCAUGUGUGGUGGUGCAAUGCCUGGAUUCGACACGACGACGACACAGACAGGUACCAAAACGGCCGGUUCAAACGGUCCUGCCUGCACUCGGGCUCCAUUGUCUCUGGAUGACGACGAGGGUGACAACAGCCCGAACGACCCGUUCCACACGUCCAAAACCUUCGCUAGCAACACGACUAGCAUGGUUCCGUCUAAGACUUCAUUUUCAUCGCCCAAGACAACCAAGACAUCAUUCGCGCCGCCUGGCCCUAGCCUCGGCCCUAUGGACAAGUUCGGACGCUGGAAGGUGAAGAUCAACCAGUACAUGUUCAACGACUACUCCGAGGUCAACUGGAAGCUGUACGAUCCGAACGGCAACCACGCUGGUGAGCACAACGUUCACGGCAACGGCAUGAAGGAGAUGAAGGACUACAUCCAGUCCGUCAAUCGUCCCUUGGAGCACAUGAUGCCUUUCGGUGUUGACAUGACUGUCUCGAAUCCUCACGAUGUCAAGAAGUGUGUUGUGAACUUCUCCAUCAAGAAGGAGAUGCCAGGCUGCAAAAAGUUCAACGGCGAACUAUGCAGGCCCUUUAUGACUACUGAGACUUUUACUGAAAGCGGGUUUUUCAUGGUCUCAGUGUGUGAUACCGAAUGCGGUUGGCUAAAUCUGAAGUCACUUCUAGAGCCGUCGGAUUUGUGGUGCCAGGACCUGAACGAUGCGGACUGGGAGCCUAUGGCGAACGGGUGGAAACGCAUCUUUGAGUGUGGGUGGAAAGGGUUUUGA